Molecule: messenger RNA, 1140 nt
Organism: Mangifera indica (mango)
Lineage: Eukaryota; Viridiplantae; Streptophyta; Magnoliopsida; Sapindales; Anacardiaceae
Product: chlorophyll a-b binding protein 3, chloroplastic
Exons: 3
Coding region: 185-976 (263 amino acids)
Biological process (GO): response to light stimulus; photosynthesis, light harvesting in photosystem I
Cellular component (GO): plastoglobule; chloroplast thylakoid membrane; chloroplast envelope
Source: RefSeq, a predicted model, not a curated record
GCGGCCAUUUGAUUGGCUGAAUCGAAACUCACAUUCCCCACCAGACUCUGCAAUUUCCUCUUGCAAUUUCAACCACAACCCAUUUCUUCAUUCUCAUUUUCUAUUACAUAUAAAACUUCAUCUCCUUUUCUGCACACAUUAACAUCAAAUUUUCAACACAAAAUAAUUGUAAAAGAUUACUAUAAUGUCAUCGAUGCUGAGCUCCAGCACUGCCCUCAGGCCAACCCCAUUUCUUGGCCAAACCAGGUCAAGUGUUAACCCUCUCAGAGAUGCUGUCUCCAUGGGCAAUGCCAAGUACACUAUGGGAAAUGAAUUGUGGUAUGGACCAGACAGAGUGAAGUACUUGGGACCCUUUUCAGCUCAGACUCCAUCAUAUCUGACUGGUGAGUUUCCAGGAGACUAUGGAUGGGACACUGCUGGUUUGUCAGCUGAUCCAGAAGCCUUUGCCAGGAACAGAGCUCUUGAGGUAAUCCAUGGAAGAUGGGCUAUGCUUGGAGCUCUAGGCUGCAUAACCCCUGAAGCUCUUGAGAAAUGGGUUAGAGUGGACUUCAAGGAGCCCGUCUGGUUCAAAGCAGGAGCUCAAAUAUUCUCAGAAGGUGGCCUUGAUUACUUGGGCAACCCCAACCUUGUUCAUGCUCAAAGCAUCCUGGCAGUCCUGGGAUUUCAGGUUGUCCUCAUGGGGCUGGUCGAAGGGUUCAGAAUCAACGGUCUUCCGGGAGUUGGCGAGGGCAACGAUCUCUACCCUGGCGGCCAAUACUUUGACCCUCUUGGCCUUGCUGAUGACCCUGUUACAUUUGCCGAGCUCAAGGUGAAGGAGAUCAAGAAUGGCAGGCUAGCCAUGUUUUCCAUGUUCGGUUUCUUUGUCCAAGCCAUUGUUACAGGCAAGGGUCCCCUGGAGAACCUCCUAGAUCACCUCGACAACCCUGUCGCUAACAAUGCUUGGGUUUAUGCUACCAAAUUUGUUCCCGGCUCGUAAACUGAUUAUCGUUUACUCAAAUUAUUGCUUCGUGUGAACAUGUAGAUUGCAAAGACUCUACGCUAUUGAUGCAUCCUUGUUAUCUCUAACUUGAUGCUGUCAUUGAUCUUGUUUGUUUAGAAAUAUUAUUAAGGAAUGGCAAACUAUUCAAGGUUUGAGAAUAA